This is a messenger RNA of Aethina tumida (small hive beetle), 4378 nucleotides long. It is a transcript of the gene Mtr4, whose product is annotated as exosome RNA helicase MTR4. Gene Ontology annotation, molecular function: RNA binding; RNA helicase activity; ATP binding. The coding region runs from base 347 to 3433 and encodes 1028 amino acids. Lineage: Eukaryota; Metazoa; Arthropoda; Insecta; Coleoptera; Nitidulidae. The record is from RefSeq and is a predicted model, not a curated record. Gene Ontology annotation, cellular component: nucleus. Gene Ontology annotation, biological process: RNA catabolic process; maturation of 5.8S rRNA. The transcript has 11 exons.
UUUGUCUUCGGCAAGGUCAAGCGCCAGCAACAAGUCCGUGUUCGGCUCGAAACGUUCCGAUUUUCAAGGCAACGGUCGGUUUAAGCGCGCGUCCAAGCCUCCCCGAUGGUUUUUCGUUUGUUCGACGGCAUUUUUCCGGAUAAUUUUGGCUGAAACUGCACGAAAAUGGUCGUAUAAAAGUGGGCGUCGUUCAAUUUUCGCGCGCGCAAUUUUGUCGGCGUUUCCGAUGACAGUCGAGAACCGUUUCCUCUUUUAUCUUACGCGAGUCGAGUGAGCGGGCUGUGGCGCGUGUGAUGUAGGCACCGUGAAAUCGACGAAAAAACCGAAAGAAUCAACAUUAGACGAGAUGGCGGAGUCGAUAGACGAUCUGUUCGAUUGUUUCGAGGAGGCACCGCAGCAAUCCGGAUCGGCCGACGCCCCCGAUCGCGACAAUUCCCCGGACAGCAGCCAUGAAACGGCGAAACGUAGCACCAAGCGUGCCCACGAUGACGACAUCGAGGUGGCGGCUAAACUGUUCAAGGAAGAUCCCCUGGUCGACUUCAACGACAUCAAUUUUGCAGAGUUCAAAAACAGGAUAUUGGUCCACACCAUAGACACGCAGGAGUCCUGCACGCACGAGGUGGCUUGUCCACCAGGUCAACCAUAUGUUCCCUUGCAGCCCCUCAGGGGUGAUCCGGCUAAGACAUAUCCGUUCACGUUGGAUCCCUUUCAGAAGGAGUCCAUCUUAUGUGUGGACAACAAUCAGUCUGUGCUGGUUUCGGCCCAUACAUCUGCUGGCAAAACAGUUAUUGCUGAAUAUGCCGUAGCAACGUCGUUAAAAAACAAACAGCGGGUAAUAUACACCACCCCCAUUAAAGCCCUUUCCAACCAGAAGUACAGGGAAUUCCUGGAGGAAUUCAAAGACGUCGGCUUGGUGACCGGCGACGUAACCAUCAACCCCAGCGCUUCGUGUCUCAUUAUGACCACCGAGAUCUUGCGAAACAUGUUGUACAGAGGGUCGGAAAUAAUGCGUGAGGUUGGUUGGGUGAUCUUCGACGAGAUACACUACAUGCGCGACAAGGAGCGCGGCGUCGUGUGGGAGGAGACACUCAUUUUGUUACCGCACAACGUGCACUUCGUGUUCCUGUCGGCCACGAUUCCUAACGCGCGACAAUUCGUCGAGUGGGUGGCCCACCUUCAUCAGCAACCCUGUCAUGUCGUCUAUACAGACUACAGACCGACGCCGCUCCAGCAUUUCAUCUAUCCGGCCGGCGGCAACGGCAUCCACAUGGUGGUGGACGAAACUGGGACGUUUAAAGAUGACAGUUACAAUGCCGCGAUGUCAGUCUUACAGAACGUAGGUGAUGCCGCAAAAGGAGAUCAAAGAGGACGCAGAGGCGGCAUCGCCAACAAAGAUCCAACACAGACUGACAUAUUCAAAGUAGUUAAAAUGAUUAUGGAACGUAAUUUCGCUCCUGUCAUCGUCUUCAGUUUUAGUAAAAAGGACUGCGAACUGUACGCCACUCAAAUGACAAAGUUGGACUUUAAUACAGCUGCUGAAAAACAAUUGGUGGACGAGGUCUUCAACAACGCGAUGGACGUGCUGUCAGACGACGACAGGCGGUUACCCCAAGUAGAAAAUCUUUUACCUCUUUUGAGACGAGGCAUUGGCAUCCAUCACGGCGGUCUGUUGCCAAUUUUAAAAGAAACAAUCGAAAUCUUGUUCGGCGAGGGUCUGAUCAAAGCCUUGUUCGCCACCGAAACCUUCGCCAUGGGUCUAAACAUGCCGGCCAGGACGGUGUUGUUCACGGGCAUUAAAAAGUUUGACGGAUCGGAAUACCGGUGGGUCACUUCCGGUGAGUACAUUCAAAUGUCCGGUAGGGCCGGGAGGAGAGGUCUCGACGACAAGGGUAUUGUCAUAUUGAUGGUGGACGAGAAAGUACCACCAGCCGUUGGCAGGAACAUAGUCAAAGGUCUGCCUGAUCCCAUUAAUUCCGCCUUUCACCUAACCUACAACAUGGUCUUGAAUUUGUUGCGAGUGGAGGAGAUAAACCCAGAGUACAUGUUGGAACGAUCGUUUUACCAGUUCCAGAACCAGACCGCCAUCCCCGGAUACUACGAGGACUACGCGAAGAAGUUGAAGGAGUACAAUGAGUUUGAAAUCGAAAGAGAAUCGGAAGUUAAGUCGUACUAUGAGAUUAGACAAGAAUUGCAUAAGUUAGGCGAAGUGUUCAGAUCAUACAUAACGAAACCUGAGUACCUAAUUUCAUUCUUACAACCAGGUCGAAUGAUUAAGAUCAAAACCAAUGAAGCUGAAUACGAUUGGGGAGCCGUGGUGAACUUCAAGAAAGUACAAGAUUUUACUUCAAAGAAGGGAGAAAGGAAUAACAAAGUCAAGGCGGUUACCAGAGUAGUCGUUGACAUCCUCUUGCAUGUAAUUUCAGACUCCGACAAAAAAGAUGCCAUACCAAAACCGUGUUCAGAUAAUGAGAGGGGGGAAGUAGAAGUUGUAAGUGUGGACUCCACCUUCAUCACGCACAUCUCGUCCGUGAGGGUGUUCUCCCCGAACGACUUGCGGUCGAAAGACAGCAGAAAAGGCAUGUACAAGGCGAUAAAGGAGGUGAAAAAGCGGUUUCCGGAGGGACCGCCGCUGUUACAUCCGGUCAAAGACAUGAAAAUUCAGGAGCCGGAAUUCGAAGACACCAUGAACAAAAUCGAGCGACUGGAGAAGAAGAUGUUUGACCACCCGCUGCACAAAACUGACGUGCUGGAGAGUGAGUACCCGAAGUACGAGAAAAAAGUCGUCGCCUGCGAAGAACUGGCGGUCGCCAGGAAGCUGUUGCAAGACGCCAAAUCGGUUUUGCAAUUGGAGGAGUUACGGUGCAGGAAGCGCGUCCUCAGACGGAUGGGAUACUGCACGAACACGGACGUUAUACAACUAAAGGGUCGCGUCGCCUGCGAAUUGAGCAGCGCGGACGAACUGCUGAUCACCGAGAUGAUCUUCAACGGUGUAUUCGGCAAUCUGAAUGCGGCGCAAGCCUGCGCCUUGCUCAGCACCUUCGUAUGCGACGAGAGGAACAACGAGGCGCCGAAAUUGGUGGAGGAAUUAAGCGGGCCCCUGAGACAAAUGCAGGAUUUGGCCCGGAGGAUAGCGAAGAUCAGCACGGAAAGUCGUCUCCCACUCGACGAGGACACUUACGUGGAACGAUUCAAGCCCUUCCUGAUGGACGUGGUGUAUGCCUGGUGCAACGGAUCUCCGUUCAGCGAACUGUGUGCGAUGACCGAAAUUUUUGAGGGUAGCAUCGUGCGUUGUAUGCGACGUCUGGAGGAGUUGCUCAGACAGAUGGUGCAGGCGUCGAAGACGAUCGGCAACACAGAUCUGGAAGAUAAGUUCAAUUCGGCCAUUAAACUGAUUAAGAGAGAUAUUGUUUUCUCGUCCAGUUUGUAUUUGUAAUUUUUUUUCGAUACGUAUACAGUUUUUGUUUACAUUUAUUUUAUUGUGUUUACCACUCACUAUUGAAUUUUAAGCUUAAUCUUUUUUAUAUGAAUAUUGUUGGAAUUGAUUGGUGAGGUGGUUUAAUCAUGAAAAGACCAUAAAUGCGUUUUGCAUCUGUUCAUCAUUAUUUUUCAUUAUUUUUAAUUUUUCAGUCUAGUCUAAAUAUUACAUAUAUUUUUGUUCUAAUAUAUUUUUUAACCUGACUUAAAUUUUCUAAUAUAUUGAAUUAACAGAAAAAAUGUUCUAAAAAUGGUUUUAUGUUUUAGACAUGAAAACUUCUGUAAAAGUUAUUUUGAAUUAUUUUAUUUACAUUGUAUAUAUAAUUACCAGCUAAAGCACAAUUUAAUUUAUAUAUACACCCACAAUUAAUACUAGUAGUUACUUUAGUAGUUACACAAAUGUCCAUAUUAAUUAAACUGAAGGUGCUUAUUUUUAUUUAUUUUUAACAGUUCAAGAAUUAAGUUUUUGAUAAUUAAUAAAUCUGAAUUUAAUUAUAUUAAAUAAUUUAUUAUAUUAGUUAAUAUAAUUAAGUUUAUAUUUAUUCUAAGUUAUAAUUUACUUUCAUUUUGACCUGGAAUUACUAUUAUGUGAAUUUAAUAGAAAUGUUUAGAUUUGAUGUUUCAAAAUAUUUUAUUCACAGAUAAACUUCGUUUAAAUUCAUUUUAUGAAUAAACAUGCUUAUAUUUAUUUUAUUAUCAGUUCAUAUAUUAAAUUUGGACAAUAAGUCUAAAUUUAUGUUUUGCUCUUUUGUUCAAAUUCUAAUUUACUUUUUUUAACCUGGUUUUACUAUUACAUGAAUUUAAUAGAAUAAUAUUUAGAAAAUUGUUUGUCUUGCACAUGAACACUUCACUAAAAGUUGUUGUAUUGAAUUAUUUUAUUCUGUGAAUUUACACUGGUGUCCAC